Messenger RNA from Telopea speciosissima, 657 nucleotides. RefSeq lists its product as uncharacterized. The transcript has a single exon. Lineage: Eukaryota; Viridiplantae; Streptophyta; Magnoliopsida; Proteales; Proteaceae. The record is from RefSeq and is a predicted model, not a curated record. Bases 1 to 657 code for a protein of 218 amino acids.
AUGUGGACCUCUCAUCAUCUUUAUCUCCCCACCAUCCCGAAAGCUUGGCGCUUUCCCAUUUCCUCCUGCUCCCUUCCCCUCAUUGCCUUCGCUAAGAAACUUCGUAACACCAAGUCUGUCCUCAAAAGCUGGAACCACUCCACUUUUGGCAACAUCAGUUCCCGCGUCUUCGACUGUCGGGCUAUGCUUGCCCUUAUCCAAUCUCGGCUUCAAUCAGACUCGCUCAACCCUGAGGUUGCCCUUGAGGAGAAGCAGCUUUCCGAGGAUCUCUCCUCUCUCUCUUCUCAAGAGGAAAAUUUCUUGCCUCAGAAAUCCCGCAUCAAAUGGUUAGAUGUUGGAGACUCCAAUUUGGCCUAUUUCCAUCGCUCUUUGAGAGCUAGACUAAACUCCAAUUCCAUCACCUUGCUACUUGCGCCUAUUGGGUCCCCUUUCUCCUCUGUCCCUGAAAUCAAGACUGAAGUCAUCUCCUUCUUCUCCAACGUCUUUAACCCCUCCCUCCCCCGUGGCCUAAUCGAUAAGUUUGUUCCCCCUAGUUUAGCUUAUUCCCUCCUCGCCAUCCCAUUUGAUGAGGAGAUUUCCAAGGCAUUCCUCUCCCAUAAAUCCCACAAGGCCCCCGGUCCUGAUAGAUUCAGUAUGGGGUUUUUCCUUAGCUGCUAG